Messenger RNA from Peromyscus californicus insignis, 249 nucleotides. RefSeq names its product NADH dehydrogenase [ubiquinone] 1 alpha subcomplex subunit 3-like. The record is from RefSeq and is a predicted model, not a curated record. Lineage: Eukaryota; Metazoa; Chordata; Mammalia; Rodentia; Cricetidae. Gene Ontology annotation, cellular component: mitochondrial inner membrane.
AUGGCCAGGAGACUCUCCACCUUCCUCAAGAAUACCUGGGCAAAGGAGCCAGUACUGGUGGUACCCUCCGUCUGGGGUCUUGGUAUAAUUAUGCCCAUAGUCAGCCCCUACACCAAGUAUGCGGGCAUGAUCACCCAGGCCACACCCUACAACUACCCAGUGCCUGUGUGAGAUAAUGGGCAUAGGCGUUUGCCCAGCCACCCCCAGUACCCUCAGGGCCCAAGCCUGGAAUGGCUGAAUAACCUGUGA